Molecule: messenger RNA, 3849 nt
Organism: Symbiodinium sp. CCMP2456
Lineage: Eukaryota; Dinophyceae; Suessiales; Symbiodiniaceae
Source: the annotation of a GenBank genome assembly
AUGGUCUCACUACACUCUCCGCAUGGAGCCAUGUUGCGGCUUUGCUUGUCAGUGGCUGCGACUUUGGCCGCCGCAUCGAGCCAGGACACCUGCACAGACGAUGGGUCCGGCUCCUGCGCGGCUGGCUCAGGUAGCGAGGACGGAGUUUGCUUCGCCGUCAUUGCGAAAGAGGACCACUGGAAAGAGCUGGAAGUAAGGGUUGCGCAGAUCCUCCGGCACCAGCAUUUCAAGUUCGUCAGCAGCUACAUCGUGCUUGACACGGAUGGGAAGAAACCCAGCGAAAGGCUUUCUGACAACGCGCAGAAGCUUGUCAGCAGCGGCUUGCUCGACAAGUGGCUAGUGGUGGACUACUCGCAGAAGUUCAUCAAGCGGAUCAACAAGACAGCUAACUGGGAUCCUUUCGAGCAUCCGCCAACGGCAGGCUUUAAGGACCGGCACAAGACCGUGUCUUUCAGCGAGUUCAACGAAGAUUAUGAAGACAAGGAGCGGCCAGCACACUACUUUGCCAUCGACCAGUGCAGCCAUGGCUACCUGGUAGUCGUGGAGAUCGAGGUGAUCUGGAUGAGCUAUCGAAAAUACUCCUGGGUCGCCGCAGGCUUGGAGCUCAUGAAGGACAAUCCGGGCCUGGUCCUGGUUCAGCCGGCCUACCCCGGGGUCGAAUAUCGACGAUUUCGAGAGAAGCCGACGACCAGAGAGAUUCGCAAGAAGUACAAGGAGCUGACGAACCCCAAAGUGGAGGCGGAGGACAUCACCUGCAGACAUCCCUUCAGCCUGCCCGGCUGGGUGAGCUUGGUGGAUCUGAAGCGUUAUCAUGACGUGGGGCCUCGCCAGAAAUAUCGUGAGUACCGCUGCGGCGGGCAGCUGGUGAAGGGCAAGAGGUGCCGGGACUACGAAUACCUUCGAGGCUGUGGUGGCAUGCGACUCUGGCAAGAUGCCCUUGAGUGCGUGGUGUGCAACCGCGGCUCCCUGCGCCAGGCCCAACUCACGGACUCGGACCGCGUCUGGGUGCAGAAGGCCCCCAUCACCUGCUUCCGCUCUGACGUUGGGGAUAUGAUCGAGGGGAUCAACCUGGUCGAGAACGGCACGGUGUUUCCAGUGUCUGGGGUUGACUUCACCCUCAAGCUGGAGGAAGACGAAGACUCCGAUGUCUGUAGUGACCUGGCAGCAAGCACAGCUGUUGGCACACUUCAAUCCGCCGUAGGUCCACAUGCGUCGGACAUCACCCCAGAAGCUUCGACCAUGGCCGAUGCGGAGGUCUGUUCCCAGGCGCUGCGCUACGCGCCCUUCGAGGAAGUCUUGGACCCCAAAGCAUUCGUGCAGAGCUCUUGGCUCUUCGGGCCUCCACGUGGGGAGCUUAACCCAUGGGCCUGGAACUUGUUUCGUGCCAACGGCUCCUCUCACUGCCGCUUUCCCACGAAACGUCAGGGGCGCAAGAUCUAUGAUCCAUGCGGCGCAAUGCCACGGAGCAAUCUCCGACGCGUCCUUGCUUUCUUCACAGGCUACCUGAACCUCACUCUGGACAUCGACACCCUGGCUUUCCAGUUUCAAAGUCCCGGGCAGCAUUUGGCGCUGCGCCCGACCGUGGAAGGAGAGCCGUGCCGCGGGCCCUGGGACUUGCACGACCUUCUCUCCCACGGAGGCUAUCAGAUUCGUCUUGUCCGCGCCGGGAGAUAUUUGCACCAGUGGUUAAUUCUGAACGCAACCUGUGGCAAUGCUAGCGCGACGCUGGAAUUCCGAGUUUGGCCGAGUUGCAUCGACCUACACGUGAUCCCGGAGGAUGGAGCUCUCGUGCCCGGCUUUCAGGAGGAACUCGGAGACGAGACAUCCAUGGUCGUGGGCGGGUCCGGCUACAGCACCGCUGCGUACUGCCUUCAUUGCCAGGGUACGUGCCUGUGGAGGAGGUUGCAAGCACCAUCUGGUUCACGCGCAUGUUGCCCGCUGGGCGAAGGGCUUUGUGGAUCUGGCCCUACAGCGGCAUGCUCGGUGCCCCUGAAUGAUUGGAAUGCUGCUGGACCAGUUCCACGGCUCACGAUUCGAGACAUUGCUGCUGAAGGGCGUUUCUGGCCCACCCUCUCUGAAGGAAACCCAUUGUUGGGGAAGCGCCCGAUCUGGGGUGACGGACAAGCUUGGAGGGUUGAGCUCACAUCCCGCAACGAGAGCAUCGUGCAAAACGAUGGUUACGAGGUUAUCUUGACGAAUCCGACCGCGGACAGCAUGGAUUUUCGCGUGAUCUUCCACAUCGCAGCCCCGAAGAAGAUCACAGGCGUGGCAGUGGCACUGCACAACGGGACCACGAAGCGACCUUCGGGAUUGCAUUUGCAAAUCAGCAAGAACUGGCACGACAACGAGUGCUUCUGGGACCGCAUCAGCUAUGACGGAGAGUGGUUUUCAGCUGCCGUGCAAGUGCGGCUGCCUGCCCGCAGCCGCUUGAAGGGUGAGCUCGCCGUGGCCUAUCAGUUCUUCGGCAAGCUACAUACGGUGUCUCAUGCGCAGCUCUGCCUCAUAGGUUGGCCGGGCUCCAAUGGUCUCUGGGAGGAGGUUGGCCUGGGCACCGAAGGCGAAUCCAUCACCUUCGAGCCAAACCUGCAACAGAGGCGAAACCUGGUUCUGGACACGCGACCCUUCCUCGUCUGCAAGAUGGAUGAGCCCAAAUGCACAUGCCAGAAGGAAGUCAAUGCCAGUGGAAGGUUCGCCCAGCACCUGUGCAACGUAGACAAGGUGGAGGGCUGUGUCGGCGAUGUAAAUGUCACUGGCUGGACCGAGAAUCAUGGCGGUUCCGACUUUCUGACGGCUAUUGAUCCUGGUGGGUCUUACCAGUAUUUAACCAAUGUGACAGUCACUCACACAUCGAACGGACCCCGGCUAACGAAUGCCACCUACUACGGUGUGACAGCAGAUGGUGCCAUCCGGGUCGAGCGGACCGUCUCAACUUGGGCCACAGAGGACUUCCCUCGCUACCUGCAUUCUUUUCGUUACGAGGUAUUGAGGAAUGUAACUUAUCGUCGGCUCGCCUUUUACCUGCUGGGUGGCGAUUGGUACAACUUCGUCCUGAACCCUUCGCUCGCCUACGGCUCGCGGAAGUUGGACCGCCACCUCACGAACAUCUCCUUGGACUUGGAGCAGUUUGAGUAUUCGAAGGACUUGAGGAAUCUGGAGUGCCAUGAGCCACCUUGUUGGUUUGCUCUGCUUACACAGUCGAAUCAGGAGGAUCGUCAUGCGCACCGUGGGCUGGUCGUCCGGCGCUGGCGCGGGCAGAUGGGGGGCCAGGAGCUGGCAAAAGAUCGAGGCUUCGUCUUCUCCGUCUUCGGCUCCCGGAACAUGGGGGAUCCCACGCCAACCCUCGGCCUGGAGCUGGGUCCAGGGAAAAAGAGCCUUCAGGCUGGGGACGUCAUCUCUGCAGAUCUUGAGCUGCUUCUUUACCCCAAGUCGGAAGACGUUUACUACGGGCCCUCUAUGCAGCUCCGCAGAUGGCUCACCACCAUGGAGCCCUGGGAGGUGGUUUGGCGCUCUGCCAUCGAAGCCCAGCUGGAGGUGCAGGUGGCUGAGGGAGUCCUCCAGCGCAGCUACCCGCCAAGAGUGGCUGUCAGCUCGGAAGGCCGUGCCGAGUUCCGCUUCCUUGUGCCUGCAGAAUACCCAGGCGUCGUGCCCCUAACGGUGGCGGGCGUGGCGCAGACAGGAGGCUGUCUCUGCAUUUGGGAGAACGGCUGCCAGGAGCUCGGGGAGGGUGGCGAGUUUCAAACAGACUACGUCAAGGGGGAAGGCUUUGCGCAUACCUUCAGUUUGAUGCCCUCACAGUUCGGUGAAGAGCUUCUCUUCAUCUUCGAGCAGGUCUGCAAGCAGGCAGGGUGA